AUGCACGGUUCCCUCCUCACAAUUGCUCUGUUGAGCUUCGGUCUCUGUAGCUCUGCAUAUGUGCUACCUAGAGACUCAGGUCGAACCAGCGCCCCAUCCGGGUGUUCCACUGUAGGCAAGUCUGGCGAUUAUUCAACCAUCAGCGAUGCUCUGGGUGCUCUAGGCUCAUCAACGGCGGACGCAUGUAUUUACAUUGCAGCUGGCACGUACGAGGAGCAGCUGACUAUUGACUAUGCGGGCCACUUGACAUUAUAUGGGGAGACAAAUGAUACAGAGACCUAUAAGCAGAAUACGGUCACUAUCACUCAUACCAUAUCGUCUCCAGAAUCAGGCUCCCUCGAUAGCAGUGCUACUGUCAAUAUCAAAUCGGACGUGGUUUCGGUGUACAAUAUCAACAUAGCGAAUGGAUAUGGAAAAGGCGCGCAGGCCGUUGCCCUCGUCGCCCAGGCCGACCGACUUGGAUUUUACGCAUGUCAAUUCACGGGGUAUCAGGAUACGCUGUAUGCGAAAUCGGGCCAUCAGUAUUAUAUCAAUUCUCGAAUUGAAGGCGCGGUCGAUUAUAUCUUUGGCGACGCCUCUGCGUGGUUUGAAAAUUGCGACAUAGUCUCAAAUGGUGCUGGCUACAUCACUGCUAUGUCGCGUCAGACCACUUCUGAUACUGCGUGGUAUGCCAUCGACCAUUGCAACAUCAAAGCAGCGUCAGGAGUAGAUCUGACUGGUGAUGUCUACCUGGGCCGACCCUGGCGAGUCCUCGCCCGCGUGAUCUAUCAGUACUCAGUCCUACCCGAUAUUAUCAACGCCAAAGGUUGGCAUCCCAUGGCAGAUGGUGCGACGCCUCUCUAUUAUGAGUUCAACAAUACUGGUGCUGGAUCCGACACGUCAGAACGAGAGUAUCUGAGCACCAUUGAUGCGGCUGUGACAAAAGAAACAGUCUUGGGAGAUGACUACAAAGACUGGGUCGACUCCAGUUACUAG
Messenger RNA from Aspergillus pseudotamarii, 975 nucleotides. RefSeq names its product putative pectin methylesterase (gene pmeA). Gene Ontology annotation, biological process: cell wall modification. The transcript has 3 exons. Gene Ontology annotation, molecular function: pectinesterase activity. Bases 1 to 975 code for a protein of 324 amino acids. The record is from RefSeq and is a predicted model, not a curated record. Lineage: Eukaryota; Fungi; Ascomycota; Eurotiomycetes; Eurotiales; Aspergillaceae.